Molecule: messenger RNA, 9490 nt
Organism: Arvicola amphibius (Eurasian water vole)
Lineage: Eukaryota; Metazoa; Chordata; Mammalia; Rodentia; Cricetidae
Gene: Ccnt2
Product: cyclin T2
Exons: 4
Coding region: 3303-4997 (564 amino acids)
Biological process (GO): positive regulation of DNA-templated transcription, elongation; regulation of transcription by RNA polymerase II
Cellular component (GO): cyclin/CDK positive transcription elongation factor complex; nucleus
Molecular function (GO): cyclin-dependent protein serine/threonine kinase activator activity
Source: RefSeq, a predicted model, not a curated record
CUCUGUGUAACAGACCUGGCUGUCCUGGAACUCACUCUGUAGACCAAGCUGGCCUCUAACUCACAGAGAUCCUCCUGCCUCUGCCUCCCAAGUGCUGGGAUUAAAGGUAUGCACCACCACCAGUCUGCAAGACUCAUAUUUUUUAAUCCUAGGGUCACAUUAUCAGUGAAAUCACUUUGUAAAUCACAAUAUUUUAAUUAUGGUUCCUGUUCUUCACAAUCAUACAAAUAUAUUUUGUAGCACAUUCUCUUGCCUAGUUACAGUACAGACUUAAAUGGCUAACUUACCUAGUUAUAAAUGUUGAAUUAAGAAGAAAUGGUGGGAGGUUAAUCUUCCUGAAAAUCUGAAAGAAUAAAUAGUUUUUGCAAGGUAGCAGACCAUGUAAUUUACUCUAAAUCAGGAACCUAAUGAAGAAAGACAUUAGUAUAUGUUUAACAAAGGUGUAUGUAUUGCCUUAGGAAAUAAAGCUGGAUUUUAAAUUAACACUUUAAGAAAACUGCAAAUUUGAUAGAGAGAGGGGGAGAGAGAGAGAGAGAGAGAGAGAGAGAGAGAGAGAGAGAGAGAGAGAGAGAGAGAGAGAGAGAGAGAUCACAGCGGGUGGGGGCUCUGUCUCAUCUUUGAGGUAGCUGAGCUUCCUCCCUUUAAAGGAGGGAUGUUCUUUUAUCUUUAGUGUCUUUGUUUCCUUCCCUGUUACAACUUUGAGCUAACUAGACUACUUUCCCUUCAUUCCUGUUUAGAUACAGCCCUUAGGAAAUGUGUUACCACAAUUGAAUGUUUUUAUUAUUUUAUGGGGUGUGUGUGUGUUUGGUGGUGGGUGUGAUUCAUAUAAAGCCCUCACCUCUCACUUCAGAUGAGACAGUUGCUACUUUGCUGCAGAAUUGGCUGUUGUCAUUUUACAGGGACCUUUCACUCUGAUCUCUCCUUCCCUCCCCACCAGGAAAGAAUACCAUACUUAAGUCACACUGCCUCCAAGACCUCUGGUGCUCUGACAGUCUUCCUUAGCACAGCUCUGCCAGACCCAGUCCCUUUUGUUAAACCCUCCCUUGAUGAUCACAUGGGGCAGCAGGGAUUUCAGGUGCCAAGAGUGACAACCAGGAGGGGAAGGAGUCUGGGGACUAGGGAGGGUGGGGUUUGGGGUUGUCAAGCUAGGUAAACAGUGAUUUUGAACAGAAGGGGUGGGGGCUGGUGGGGUCCUUCCUAUUGGGAAGGAUAUGGGGUAGGAGAAGGGGAAGAAAAACUGUUCGGUGUCUUACAGAACUAGUUAAAAAUUGCUUUCCUGUUGGGGACCAGUGUCGGAAGCAUCCUUAUUCCCCUUAGAAAACUCCUCUUUCUAGGUAUUAUCUUUAAUUGGAAUCUGUAAGUUAAAACAAAUGUGGUGGGGUUUUCUACUUUUUGGUAAUGUGUAAUAAUGUGAUAAAGAACUGAGGUUUGUGCUCUGAGUUUGGGGUGGGGGUUGUUUUGUUCCAUUUUGAAGGAAAUUUAAGCCAACCUAAAUAUGAUGACAGGAUUAAGUUUGGCAGGCAACUCUUUGUAUUUUGUAUUAGACUUCAAAAAUCUUUUCUUCUUCUUCUUCUUCUUUUUGUUUUUUGUUUUUUUUAAAUCCAGGAGAAUGCUUUAUUUCAACUUUUAGCUGACUAGAUGCUUAACUUAGUAACAAGUUUAGCCUAGCUAAAAGCAAAUCGGCUUGUUUCUCAGAUCUAUGGGGGAUAGCAAGAAACAUUUGAGUGAAUGUUGUUGAAGAUUUUCAGUAGUAUAGAAAAUGAUGGCGCUCUUGUGAUAUUUCAAGCAAGGAUUUGGCACAGACAUCCUAUUUCAUGGCUACCAACAGGUUGUUAUCCUGACCCUCUUUGUUGCACUGUUGUAGCACACUAUAGCUUCCUUUAAUGCAGGGCCCCCUCAACGUGUCUCUUGCCCUUGUUGCAACAGGAGACUGGACCAUCUACUGUGGUGGUACCUUCCUGGUUGCUUUGCGGUGUAUUGUACAAGGGACUUCGGGCACAGAGGGGUUAAAUGCACACUGUGAAGUGUAGUGGUGCUUUCUGGUGGCAUAUUCUCGAUUUGUGAGUGCAUAAGUCUAAACUUGGUAGCCUGAAUAGCAGCUAAAGAUUACACAGAGCUAAACUUAACCUAGAAACUUGGUAAGUAUAAAGCUAUUUCUAGUUUACAAUUAUAGUUAAAUGACAUUUCUUUUUUUAAUUUUUACAUUUAUCCAGUCUUUUAAAAUAAUUGCUAAAGUUUCUUAAGUAAAAUUUAUGUGAUUUGAGACUUGUUUUAGAUAAUAUUCCAAACAGUAAAUUAGAAGUCGUCAAAUAUCAUCAGUGCCUAGACUAGCAGAGAUAUAGUCUUUAUUCCAGAAGUCUCGAUUUCCAUUUAUAGAAAGUGAAAAUGUAUGUGUUUGUGUGUUUCACCUUUUCUAAACUAGAAAAGUAGUUUUAAGGAGGCUCUAAAAUUGAAUGCAUAAUUCUGUUCUGGGUUGGUAUUAAAUGUUGAAAGUUUUUUAAGUGGGCACUGUGGAAGUUCACCAAAGUACCUUUUUGAUUUAAGCAAAACUUAGUUGAUUGGCCGUGGUGUCAUGCCCCUGUCAUCCCAGACUGGAAGACAGAGACAGGAAGAUCAGGAUAUCAGGGUUGUCCUUGACUAUGCAAAGAGUGUGAGGCCAGUCUGGGCUACAUGAGACCCUGUCUCCAAAAUCUAAUUAAAAAAAAUUUUUUUUUGCCUAAAAAGCUAGCCUAUAAAAUGUCAUGUGCUCAAUUUUUGGUAUAUAAUGAAAAGUAAAGAUAGUAUUUCUUAGUAUUAACCUAUUUGAGCCUUGAAAUUUUUUUUUUUUGCAAAAGGUAAGUUCUCUUUGAGGCUUUGCUGGAAGGGACACAGAAAUGUACAUGAACAGGGACUAACAGCUCUAACAUACUAAGAAGUACUUUUGCUGUUAAGUUACAUCGAAUGGUCUGAUCUUUGAUUGUGCUAUUAAAAUUGCUUUGUUUUAUAAUGUCUUUACAUUUUUUCAUAAUGUUAAAAAAAAACCAAGAUUACCACAAAAAAAGGUUUAAAAGGUUGUAUUUUGUAUAUGAUGAUUAUUGUAAAUAUACUGUUUUACCUUUGUGUGAUUGUUAGGUUUUAAAACAAAAAAAUUAACUAGUAUUAAUCAAUUAGAUAAAAUAUUACUAUGCUGUGGAGGGAUGAAAAUGAGGGAAGUGAUCUAUAUAAAGGUUUUUUAUUAUUUCAGUAGUGUUCACUCUUAAUAGAAUAUUGUUAUGUAAAGAAAUACACUUCUGAUUUUAUGUUUGCUUUUGUCUUACUGGCAAAUGUUUUUCUUUGUUUUACAUAUUUUGAAUUUUUGUGGCCCUCCACUUUUAAAUCCACUCUACAACAGUUUGCAUCUUACGACCUUCUGUCUUCAGUACAAACCCACAGUGAUAGCAUGUGUAUGCAUUCAUUUGGCUUGCAAAUGGUCCAAUUGGGAGAUCCCUGUGUCAACUGAUGGAAAGCACUGGUGGGAAUAUGUGGACCCUACAGUUACCCUAGAGCUGCUAGAUGAGCUAACACAUGAGUUUCUACAAAUAUUGGAGAAAACGCCUAGUAGGUUGAAGAGGAUUCGAAACUGGAGGGCUAUGGCUAAGAAACCAAAAGUAGAUGGACAAGUAUCAGAGACACCACUGCUUGGUUCAUCUUUGGUCCACAGUUCCCUUUUAUUAGAUAGUGUCACUGGUGUGCCUGCCAACCCAAGUUUCCAGAAACCUUCAACGUCAACGUUCCCUGCUCCAAUACCUCUAAAUUCAGGAAAUACUUCUGUUCAAGACAGCCGUGCAUCUGAUAACUUAUCAGUGCUGGCAGCAGGAAUGCCCAGUACCUCGUACAGUUUGUCAUCACACCAAGAAUGGCCUCAGCAUCCAGAUUCAGCCAGGACAGACCCAGGAUACACACAGAAACAGGAGGCUACUCUCUCUGGGAGCCAGUACAUCAGCUUCCAGCAGGGUCCUUCUGUGACACUUCAUUCAGGAUUACAUCACAGGCCAGACAAAGUUACUGAUCAUUCAUCAGCUAAGCAAGAAUAUACUCAUAAAUCUGGGAGCAGUAAGCACCAUGGGCCUGUUCCUGCUGUUCCUGGAGUAGUUCCUCAGAAAAUGUCUUUAGAUAAGUACAGAGAAAAGCGGAAGCUAGAAACCCUGGACCUGGACACAAGGGAUCAUUACAUAGCUGCCCAUGUAGAGCAGCAGCACAAACAUGGGCCAGCAGUCGCAGGCAGUUCUGUCACUUCUCCCAUUAAAAUGAAACUUCCCAUCGCCAACUCUGACAAACCUGAGAAACACAUGGCAGAGAAAAAGGAAAAGAGUGGAUCACUGAAGUUACGGAUACCCAUCCCGCCCCCUGAUAAAGGUCCCAGUAAAGAAGAGCUAAAGAUGAAGAUCAAAGUGUCGUCCUCAGAAAGACACAGCUCUUCAGAUGAAGGCAGUGGGAAGAGCAAGCAUUCGAGCCCACACAUCAGCAGAGACCACAAGGAGAAGCACAAGGAACACCCUGCCAACCGCCACCACAGCAGCCACAAGCAUUUGCACAUGCACAGCGGAGGUGCUAAGCAUCCUGCUGAUGGGAUGCCGCCCACUGUGCUGAGGAGUCCUGUGGGCCUGGGUCCCGACGGCAUCUCCUCCAGCUCCAGUGCAAGGAAGAAGCUGCAUAUCAACGAUGCCUCCCACAACCACCACUCCAAAAUGAGCAAAAGUUCCAAAAGUUCAGGUAGUUCAUCUAGUUCUUCCUCUGUUAAGCAGUAUCUACCCUCUCACAGCUCUGUUUUUAACCAUCCCUUACCCCCUCCUCCCCCUGUCACAUACCAGGUGGGCUACGGACAUCUCAGCACCCUCGUGAAACUGGACAAGAAACCAGUGGAGCCCCACGGUCCUGAGGCCAAUCACGAGUACAGUACAAGCAGCCAGCAUUUGGACUACAAAGACACAUUCGACAUGCUGGACUCGCUGCUAAGUGCCCAAGGAAUGAAUAUGUAAUCAUUUGUUUAGGUCAACUUUUCCUUUGCUUUUUAAUUUAAAAAUGGUUGGAAUGGAAAAUUUCCUCCUGGUCCAGCAGUGGUGCCACUGCUUCCAUAUUUGUAAGUGCUGCUUUUUUCUUCAUUCUGAAAAGAAGAGAUGAUAGUAAACAAGUCUAUCUCCACAUACGAUAGUGUUACAGUACUGUAAACGCAUGGAAGAUGCAGCUAAGAACAUUAGGUUGAAUGGCUGGCUGCUGCUAGGAAUCUAAGCUGCCUCAAGCUUUUGUUAUUUAUAAUUUGAAUACUGUAGCUGUUUUUUGUUGUUGCUUGGCUUUGAAUGAGUGUCAAUUGUUUUUCUUUUGUGUAUUUAUACUUGUAUGUAUGGUUUGCAUGUCUCAGUGAUAAAGGGAUAAAACAGAAUACUGACAACUGUUUACAAGAAAGUGGAGAAAAAAUGUACAUACAUUUUUGUAUGUUUAGAUAUUACCAUAAAUACUCAGGAUCGGAGCUGCUUGUAAGUAUAACAAUAUACAGAAUAACUUUAUUUUCUCUCGUCAGAGUCCAUCACUAAUCUAAAACACAAGUGGCACUUUUUUAUGUUAACCUUAAACUCUAGGCCUUACUGGAAGCCGCUGAGGGGACACUUCACUACUAGACGGGAUGCGGUGCCACGGGUGGUCCUUAAAACACUGGGAAGCUCUCAGUUUGCCUUCAGAGGUUCUGACCAGAUUGGCUGCAGAGUCAGCCCCUAAUUUCUGAAGGCUUGAAGAGGAAAAAAAAAUAAUAAAGUUUACAUACACUUGAUGUGAAGUGCAUUUAAAUGUUUGUUGGCUUGUUGCAGUGCUAUAGAAGAGCAGUUAAUAAUGGGCAUGAGGAUGACUGUGACUUAACUCACAGGAGCUCCCAGUGAAGAAUUGGUCCAGUUCUUCAAGAACUUUGACACUACAGAGUUUAGCAGUGAACAGGGAUCACUUUUCCUUUAGCAUUUGCAGUGACACCAUAGUCUUGAAUAUACUCUUCCCAUGGAGAGAGAGAGUGAGUGAGUGUGGCAGUGAGAAAGAGAGAGAUACCAUAUUUCUUUUUCAGGUAAAUGCAGUCUUCCUUAUAAAAAUGAAAUUAAACCUAUGCUCUCUUGAUUCUUUUAUAUUCUAACAAUAAAUAAAAAGAAAACAUUGCUGACUGUGCAUUGUACCUGCAUUUAUAGCUUAUGGUCAUUAUCAGGAAAAUGUAAGGAAAAGGCCAGCCUCAGGCCAGCCACUGCAGGAGGUUCUACAUUCGUUUGCACGUCUUAGUAGCUUCUCAUUGAGGUGACGCUUGCACUGUCACCUGACGCCUGGUCAGGAGAUAGGCCAACUUGUCUAAAUUUUGGUGUAAGCACCAAUAGUAUGGCUCUUGUCUGUUGCCUAAUCUUGAAUUUAUUUCUGUGGUAAGUCUUAGCUGUUGAGUCUCUUAAAAUGGGUCGGAUUCAACUUGUCUUGAAUCACAAUUUUUCUCUGUAUAUGAACUGUUUUGUUAUAAAGCCACUGAUCUGUGCACAAUUGUAAUUUUAUGCAAGUAUGUUGUGCUUGUAAAUAUUAGAGUUGAACCUUGUACUCUACUUUUAUUUAGCAAUUACUUAGUUUGCCAGUAGCUUUUUGGUUUUUUUUUUUUUUUUUAAGAAAAUUGUUGAUUAUUUUGUCAAUGUUGUUUGAAUUUGGGAUGUCAGGAGCCUCUUUGUGGGAACUCAGCCUAGCAGGCUCAUCCUCGCUGUUUUGUCUUGCAUCAGUAAUCUGUUACUAUGUGAUUUUGUUGCUGUGUGGUGUACUAUUGUAUCAUAAACAUGGUGGUUCUGAUGCAGUUACAGUGUCACUGUGGUAAUAGUCAAGGACUAGCAUAGAAUUAAACAGUGCAAGGUGAGGGAGGGAAGGGUUUUGUUCUUGGUGACUUAGAUGUGAAACCUCGACAGAGCAUCAUGUGAACUGACAUGGGGUGGUCAUGCUACUGUAUCAUUGGGAGUGAUGCCAGGAAUUUUAAUCAGCUUUUGUAAAGAGUAUCCAGAAAAGUAGUGAACUUAUUUUCAGUGUGACAUAGAAAACAAUGUGAAUAUUUAAGGUCUGGGACAAUAGUUAAACUUCACUAAGGAUUUUCAGAAAUGUGUUGGGUUUUUUUGUUUUGUUUUGUUUUUUAGGUAUGGGAAUAAAGGUAAUUUUGUUGAAUCUUACUGGUGCUAAUGAUGGACAGUUAAACAGAUAGUGUAUAUGCUAUGGAUCAGUACACUUAGUACUGCCAGAAUUGACUUUGAAAUGCUGUGUGUUCACUUUUCACUCUGUAAAUGCAAUUCUUUACAAUGACUAUUUAUUAAAAGGCAGUCAGUCAUGAUUUUUACAGGAUUGUGUGAACUGUUCCAACUCUGCAACCUCUGGACAAGAUGCUAAAACCACAAUGGGGGAAAAUGUGUGAAUCUUCUUAAGUUUCCUUUCCACUAAAGGAAAACCCUCAUAUUUCAUAUCAUCAUGAAUUUGCUUGAAACAUCUUGUUUGCAUAAAAUAGUUCAUCUGCAUGGUCCCAUUAGACUCUACCAAAGAAAAAAGACUCAGUGAAUGGACAUUCUAUAUUGUGAGUCUUGUAAGUAGCCAUAAAUAACCAAAAUAGUAUCAAACUUAGGUGUGACUUUUCACAUGUGCGAAGUACUGUUAAGGUGAUACAUUUUUGAUGAGUUUUUUAAUACUUGAAAAUAUUAAAAAGCAUUAUCUUUAAAUCGUCCUAUAAAAGAGUGAUUCAUUCUUAAGGUGUGUUUCCUUAGGUUCAUGACCCUUUUGCAAAAGCACAUUGUAUCCAGAGGCUUCCUGUCUACCUCUCGCAACCAAUUUUCCAAAAUCAACAUGUGCUUCCUAAAUAUUUGCCUUAGCUACUAACGUGCAGUUUUCGGGACCAAAGCAAAUGAAUGUUUGUUUGCAAAAGUCUUCCAGGAGGCCUGUGCUACAAACUCGGUGGCAGUGUCCACUGGUGGAGAAGGCCUUGCCAUGUCUUCUAGUUGCAGAUAGUAGCGAUGAAAGGCAGCGGUGCCAGUCCCGGGUACCCUUAGAGCAGUGGAUGUGCAUCUCAGUCUUCCCUGGUACUCAGAGUGUUCAGCCUUCUCAGAUGUCUUCCGUGGUACGGGGUGUCAUGAGUGCAUCCUUUGUACCAACAAAUAGUAGUUAGACAGGACUCCCAAACUUUUGGGCCUGUCUGUCCUUUUUGUUAGGAUUUACUUUAGAGAACCAGCUUGAAAUGUUUAAUUAUAAAUACCUUGCCUUAAGAGGUUUCAAAAAGUGUAUUUUAUCUGCAAAAUUAAAAUCUGAUUUUAUUACUUAGCCAGCCUAAGGAAUAAGCCAUAUCUAUAUAUGCAUGGACGGAACAUGAUUUGUUCCUGCAUUAUGAAGAUGGCUCAUUUAGAUAACAUCUAGGAAAAAGGAAACUUUCUGGUUUGAGUUUUUUGAGACACAGUCUUACUCUAUAACAAGGAUAUGGGCUGGCUUUAAAUUAAUCCAUUCUUCUGCUUCCACCCAUGCCUGAAUCAGUGUUUAAGUUAUUUCCAGUCUUAUCUGAGUGAAAAAAAGGACUUCAAAAAGUGGGCUUAAUUUGCCAGAAGAUUCUGAGAAUUUCUUUGCUGAGAAAAAUCUGGAAACUCUUUGACUUGGUAUUUCUCUUGAUUCAGCAGUUUCCCCCUCAGGAGCCUCUCUUGGGCAGCAGUAGGAUCCACUCACCACGUUUACAUAGGGAAGAGUCAGCAAAGCCCACGCUAGGGGAACGUGAGUGGACCCAUUUUAACUCUUCUGUGCGUGUUGGUUUAAGAUAGGCGGGUUGAAGCAUGAAUGCAUUCCUGGUUUUCUUCAUUACUCCAUAUUGAGACCAUUGAUACUAGGGUGUGUGUUUAGAAUGUAGGCGCUUCUGUACAAGUUGAACAGUUAGGUGAAAGCCUAGUCGGACACUUGCUGGAAAUACCUGUCUUUAUCAUUAGUGAUCUUGGUGGUAUUGACAUGCUCCAACUAUGUUCUUUUGUUGUUCCAGUUUUAAAUUGUGCCCAGCCAGGUCUUUGUGAGUCCCCUUUCCUGGUCUAUAAUUCACCAUCUUUCCUGCCUGGCCUAUUCUUGAGGUGUGCUGACAUGCCCAAGACUGCAUGGGUAGGGCCAGUUCUGUUCUCAUAAAGCAGGCUUUGUCCAUUCACUGCAAUUCAAUAAUCUCAAAAGUCAAUCCUGUGAACUCUGUAGCUUCCCUUUGUUCCCAAGUUUUGAGAGGAAGCCUCACCUAAAAUCCUCCAGUCCAUUUAGUAGUUUGUGUUAUUUGAUUGGCCCAAUAAUGAGUAGCUUCCCUUGAUUACAAAAACCCUGGAGUACCAGUUUGUUGUGGACAGUGGAAUUUGGACAUGGAAACCCUUGUGGAUAAUGGAAUGAAACAAGAAAUGUGUAUGCUGGCAUGAAUUAGCCGUUGAAUUUCAGCUUCUCAUUACAUGAGGAAUUCAUUAUUAAUAAAGUCUGUUUAUUGACAACCAAA